Bufo bufo (common toad) is the source of this 2979-nucleotide messenger RNA. It is a transcript of the gene SPOPL, whose product is annotated as speckle type BTB/POZ protein like. The transcript is spliced from 10 exons. Gene Ontology annotation, molecular function: ubiquitin protein ligase binding. The record is from RefSeq and is a predicted model, not a curated record. Gene Ontology annotation, biological process: regulation of proteolysis; proteasome-mediated ubiquitin-dependent protein catabolic process. NCBI's taxonomy places the organism in Eukaryota, Metazoa, Chordata, Amphibia, Anura, Bufonidae. Gene Ontology annotation, cellular component: cytoplasm; nucleus. The coding region runs from base 241 to 1419 and encodes 392 amino acids.
CAUGGGAUUGAGCCUUUUCCGUGCCAGUACCGGCAGAAUUGCAAACAUUUCUCCAUUGAUACAAAGUAUCUGAUGCGGCGGCGGGCUGUACCAUGUGAGCCCACGGGGGGCCGCUGAGGCUGGGUCCGGGUCGUCCAUGGGGCCGUGGAGGGACAGCACGCCGCUGCCUAUUUGCAAAAGUGACAUAAAGCCAAAAAAAGCAAAACCUUGAUCUGAGGCUGUUCUCACCUCGGAGGCAGCAUGUCAGGAGGGCCCUCGCCCCCUCCCCCUGUAGAGGUGUCAAGUGGACCGGUAGCGGAGAGCUGGUGUUACACCCAGGUGAAAGUAGUAAAGUUUUCCUACAUGUGGACCAUCAGUAACUUCAGUUUUUGUCGAGAGGAAAUGGGCGAAGUGUUAAAAAGUUCUACUUUUUCAUCGGGGCCAAAUGAUAAAAUGAAAUGGUGCUUAAGAGUUAACCCAAAAGGACUGGACGACGAGAGCAAGGAUUACCUGUCCUUGUACCUGCUGCUCGUCAGCUGUCCGAAGAGUGAAGUUCGAGCAAAAUUUAAGUUCUCUCUGUUAAAUGUGCGGCGGGAGGAGACAAAAGCCAUGGAGAGUCAGAGGGCAUACCGGUUUGUCCAGGGUAAAGACUGGGGCUUCAAAAAAUUCAUCCGGCGAGACUUCCUACUUGAUGAAGCCAAUGGUCUCCUGCCAGAUGAUAAACUCACGUUGUUCUGUGAGGUGAGCGUAGUUCAGGAUUCUGUCAACAUAUCGGGACAGUCCAGCACAAACAACCUGAAAGUGCCGGAGUGCCGCCUGGCCGAGGACGUGGGCUCUCUGUGGGAAAGCAGCCGCUUCACGGACUGCAGUCUGCACGUGGGCGGCCAGGAGUUCAAAGCUCACAAAUCCAUCCUCGCAGCUCGAUCCCCGGUUUUCAAUGCAAUGUUCGAACACGAGAUGGAAGAGAGCAAGAAGAACAGAGUAGACAUUCACGACAUGGAACCAGAAGUGUUUAAGGAAAUGAUGGGAUACAUCUACACCGGAAAGGCUCCUAAUUUAGAGAAGAUGGCUGAUAACUUGUUGGCAGCAGCAGAUAAAUAUGCUUUAGAACGGCUAAAAGUCCUAUGCGAAGAGGCCCUAUGCAAUAGCCUGUCAGUGGAGAAUGUCGCCGACGUCCUUAUCCUCGCAGAUUUGCACAGCGCAGAACAGCUGAAAGCACAAGCAAUAGACUUCAUUAACAGAUGUAGUGUUCUCCGGCAGUUGGGCUGCAAGGACAGCAAAAACUGGAACGGCAGUCAAGCUAUGGACGUAAUGGAGACAGACGGCUGGAAAUCCAUGAUCCAAUCCCAUCCACACCUAGUAGCAGAAGCCUUCCGAGCACUCGCAUGCGCACAGUGUCUGCCUUUUGGAUUUCCAAGGAAGCGGCUAAAGCUGUCUUAAGAGUCGCCCCCGAGAAGCUUUGUCCCACCUGUCAAGGACUUUUACAGUCAGUGUUCCGAACUGUUUCACCUACCACACAAGCCGAAGCUUUUUUUUUUUUUUUUGUUCUGUUUCUUCCCCGCUCUGGUUGCGCACGCACAAGACUGAGGACCUAUCUAACAUUUGCUUUGCAGAUGGAUGACGUCAUCGAAUCCACAGCUUUAAAUUCAACAGGUUGUUCUCGUAUUCACUAAAUUGCCUUAAAUUAUCAAAUCCGGACUCGGUUGUAAAGUUUGCCAGUUGUUCCGUUGUAUCGUUACUUUUAUUAUGGUUUUUUUUUUUUUAACAAACCGUGCCUUGUCAUGUGACCAGGCUAUGUGGGAUUGCACUAGCGUCAUAUUACCGUAAUAAUUAUAUCGGCAUUAUUUGUUUUGGAAGGAUGAGUUUCGGCUGUUUUUGUCUUGGUCGUUAGAGGGUAGAUGUUUGAUAGGUUCGUCCAUUUCCGUACUGAAAAGGGAUUUGGCCCAUAAACGUCCGAAGACCUAUCAACUUGAAAGUGCAAUUGGUGGCGGUUCUGACCUUCGGGACCCCAACCGAUCCCAAGAAGUGAAUGGGGCUUGCCCAUUUCCAUAGCUCCUGUUGGCUCAAGUGGAGUUUGACUGCUUGUGCACCCCGCCGCUUGCUCAACAGGCGUCCUAUUCUUGGGACUAGUGGCUCCCCCUAAUAAUUGCACCGUACAAGACCUUCUUACAGGUGAGAAGAGGCAGGACACCAGCUUAACUUGGGGUUGGCAUCGCCCCAAUAAAAAGAUAUAAAUAAAUAAAUCAAAUCCAUCUCAACCAGUAGUUUCCCGCCAAGGGUUGUCAAAUGGUUCCUGUAGAUGAGGCCUGCUAAAAAAAACCUCCAAACCAUGUGUGGUCUAUAUAGCAUCACCCCGUUACAUGACAUAAUGUGUUAGUCACCGAGACGCCCCCUGCUGCUCCGUUCAGCCAUGUCUUUUUCUUAGCCAGCAGGUUGGCCGCCAGUGAGGUUGUCCAGAGACCCAAAUGGCUUUUCUCUUAGGUGAGAUUCCGAUUUAAAAAUCGAAAAAUCGCACUAUGCUACGCCCUGUUACACCCCUAAACUCCACUCCCACUUGACCUUCAAAUCCUCACUCUCAGCUUAGCAUUGCAGCCUGCCCCGCGCCCUUCUGCAACUGAACCUGCUGCACAGGCGGUAAAUCUGUUGCUGUGGCUCGUGGCCAGUAGGGGGGCCCCUGAUUUCGGAUUUGCACGGUGGUAAAGUCCACCCCGCUGUCCUGAUUGUAAUUGGUUAUUAGGCAUUUUUCUAGGGAUAUUCUAUUUUACGACUUGACCUAAAGGGAUCCAGGAUUAGAAAAAGGGUCUGCAUCUUUCCCAGCAACAGCGCCAAUCCGGUCUAUGGGCUGUCUCCGGUAUUGCAGCAUUCGCUUGAGUGGGGCUGAGCUGUUAUGAAUCGCUUCGCCCAUGGACAAAAGUUUCUGGGGGGAAGAAUUUUCAUUUACUGGUGAUAAUUUUUUUUUUUGAUAUUUUUUCGCAAACUUGGCUUCCUAUUUUACAAAAA